AUGGCAUAUCCAGAAAAUGUCGGCAUUAAAGCCAUGGAAAUCUACAUUCCCAAUCAGUGCUUGGAUCAAGCGCUUUUUGAACAAUAUCAGGGCGUUUCCGCCGGCAAAUACACUAUCGGCUUGGGUUUGAAGUACAUGAAUUACUGCGAUGAUCGAGAAGACGUGUGCUCACUUGCCCUUACGGCCGUCUCCUCCUUGCUCCGCAAAUACAACAUCGACCCCAAGUCGAUUGGGCGCUUGGAGGUUGGCACCGAAUCUCUGAUCGACAAGGCCAAGUCUGUCAAAAGUGUGCUGACCCAGCUGUUCGAGCCGGCUGGGAACACAAGUUUGGAGGGCAUCGACACCGUCAACGCAUGCUACGGGGGUACAAGCGCAUUGUUCAAUGCGGUAAACUGGGUCGAAUCUCGCUCAUGGGAUGGCCGUGAUGCUAUAGUGGUUGCCUCGGAUAUCGCGCUGUACCGGGAGGCUUCUUCUAGGCCCACGGGCGGCGCUGGCUGUGUGGCCAUGCUCGUGGGCCCCAACUCUUUGCUCUCUCUCGAGCCAGUCCUAAGGGGAACUUUCAUGACCCAUGCCUAUGACUUCUACAAGCCUGAUCUUAAGGUCGAGUUCCCUGUGGUCAACGGCCAUGAGUCUAUCCGAGCCUACCUCUCCGCACUGGAUGGGUGCUACAAGCGCCUGCGCGAAAGGGUGGAAAAGACGCAGAGCGAUACCAACGGCCACGGGCCUAAUGAUGCGCAAAAGCACUUGCUGGAUGGUUUUGAUUACAUGGCAUUCCAUACCCCAAACUGCAAACUCGUCAGCAAAUCAUACGGACGUCUCAUGUACAAUGACUUUCUGCACUCGACCGAUGAGAAGACCCGGAACGCGGUCCCUGCCGAACUGCAGCAGCUCAGCUACGAGGAGUCUCUGAAGAGCAAGGAGCUGGAAAAACUCUUUGUGGCGCUCUCGAAAGAUCGCUUCCAGUCCAGAGUCGAGCCGUGCAUCGCCGCUCCCACCCUGUGCGGCAACAUGUACACUGCGAGCUUGUACUGCUCACUCAUCAGCCUCAUCAGUAACAUCGACCCGAAAGAAGCUGUGGGGAAGACAAUCGGCAUGUUUAGUUACGGAAGCGGAAUAGCCAGCACUCUUUUUGCUCUCAAGGUCACCGGAGACGUCAGCGAAAUGGUGCGGAAGAUCGAUCUCAUGGACAGGCUCAAUCGACGUCAUAUCGCCACGCCAGAGGAAUAUGAGAAUGCAUGUGCACUCAGGCUGAAGGCCUAUGGUUCCAAGAGCUUCCAGCCCGCUGGAGAGAUAGCUUCACUAGCCGCUGGGACAUACUACCUGGAGAGCAUCGACGACGCAUACCGAAGAACGUAUGCUGUCAAGAACUAA
This is a messenger RNA of Diaporthe amygdali, 1371 nucleotides long. Its product is annotated as hydroxymethylglutarylsynthase. Gene Ontology annotation, biological process: ergosterol biosynthetic process; acetyl-CoA metabolic process. The record is from RefSeq and is a predicted model, not a curated record. NCBI's taxonomy places the organism in Eukaryota, Fungi, Ascomycota, Sordariomycetes, Diaporthales, Diaporthaceae. The coding region runs from base 1 to 1371 and encodes 456 amino acids. Gene Ontology annotation, molecular function: hydroxymethylglutaryl-CoA synthase activity. The transcript has 5 exons.